GUUAAAAGCCUGGUUUCAGUUGGGCAAACCCGUUAACUUGCAAUAUAAAUUGCCUGGAACCCAUCUUCGGGCGGAAACCCUAGCUUGCCGCGCCGCCUGGAUCGAGCAGCCGAGCGACUAAGCGAAGACUCCCUUUUCCCCGAGCACAAGAGAACCAUGGCGGCGGCGGCAGUAUACGGCGGCUUCAAGGGGAAGCUUGGCGUCGAGGAUGCCCCCGAGCUGCAGCUCAACCGCAUCCGCAUCACACUCUCAUCCAAGAACGUCAAGAACUUGGAGAAAGUUUGUGCGGAUUUGGUAAAGGGAGCCAAGGACAAGCAUUUGAGGGUUAAGGGACCUGUCAGGAUCCCUACUAAGGUUCUCCACAUCACCACUCGCAAGUCCCCUUGCGGUGAAGGAACAAACACAUGGGAUCGGUUUGAGUUCCGCAUUCACAAGAGGGUGAUUGACCUAAUCAGCUCCCCUGAUGUGGUGAAGCAGAUCACCUCCAUCACAAUUGAGCCCGGUGUUGAGGUUGAGGUGACCAUUGCCGACGUGUAAGGACGUGAAGUUCAGCAAUGUCAUCGACAAUCUUUUUCUUUGUGCUCCCUGUGUGCUCGCAAGAGAGAUUUUGAGUUAUUAUUAGCAUACAAGACUUCUUCCCCCCUAUAAUUCUAUGUUAGCUGUUUGUCUGAUCUAUGGCCUGUUCAACUUGAAAUUUUGAUUCAGUAAUCUUUAUGUGGUGCUAAUUGAACUUGGAUCGCACCAAUCGUCUUGUGGAUCAUUGUGUACAAACUGGUUGUCGAACUU
Molecule: messenger RNA, 786 nt
Organism: Zea mays
Lineage: Eukaryota; Viridiplantae; Streptophyta; Magnoliopsida; Poales; Poaceae
Product: 40S ribosomal protein S20-2
Exons: 3
Coding region: 157-537 (126 amino acids)
Biological process (GO): translation
Cellular component (GO): ribosome; small ribosomal subunit
Molecular function (GO): structural constituent of ribosome
Source: RefSeq, a predicted model, not a curated record